This is a messenger RNA of Epinephelus fuscoguttatus (brown-marbled grouper), 597 nucleotides long. RefSeq names its product heat shock protein beta-7-like. The coding region runs from base 1 to 597 and encodes 198 amino acids. The transcript is spliced from 3 exons. Lineage: Eukaryota; Metazoa; Chordata; Actinopteri; Perciformes; Serranidae. The record is from RefSeq and is a predicted model, not a curated record.
AUGGCAUCGCUAACAUCCUCCAGCCGCAGAUCCUCCUCAUCCUACCGCUCAUCAUCACGGUACAGCACCUCCAGCUCCUAUCGGUCAGAGGGCUCACUGGGCGGAUCAUCCGAUUCUCUGGAUCCCCUUUUCGAGCCAUUUCUUGACUCUACUGAUCACUCCAGUCUGUUUGGAGAAGAAAGCUCCGGGGGAACCAGCUGUUUGACCCCCUUCAGCAGCUACAGCAGAUCCUCCUAUGGACACACCGCUCCUGUAGGCGCUGUGACAGGACGACAGAGCAGCACAGGUGGAGGAGUGCAAUGUCUGGGAGACAGCUACUUCAUGUCAGCUGAUGUCAGCCAGUUUGAGCCGCAUGAUGUGGUAGUGAUGGCCUACAACCACCAUGUUGUCAUUCACGCUCAGAAGGUACUGGAUGAUGGAAGUGUCAGUGACACAUUUACCCACAAGUCCCUGUUUCCAGAGGAUAUGGACCCGUUGUCUGUCAGUGGGACCCUUAACCCUGAUGGUACCCUUGUGGUGAGGGUCCGCCGGACCACAGCGCUGGGUGGGCUGGAGCCCCCGGGUGUCCCCACCUACUGCAGUGAAGCUCACCUUUGA